Molecule: messenger RNA, 2985 nt
Organism: Nezara viridula (southern green stink bug)
Lineage: Eukaryota; Metazoa; Arthropoda; Insecta; Hemiptera; Pentatomidae
Source: the annotation of a GenBank genome assembly
UUAGGUACUUUAGCAGCUUAUGCUUUGUCUCAUCACAGAGAAGAUCUCAUUACUAUUCUAUGCCAUGAAGAUGAUAAACGCCAUUACUCCAUUACAUUGAAUUUUGUUAGUUUAUUCGAAACAUCUACAGAGCUUGGAGAUGGGAUACUUUCUUCUCCUGUGAACACAUUGCCGCUAUGUGACAAGGCUUUAGUGAAUGCACAAAAAGAUUUGUUUAAAUCACUUCAAGAAGACCAUGUAAGCGUGAAAUAUAACAUUCAUGCUCGUAUAACAGCACUUCCAAUUUGCCCUGAGCUACAUAAAUCAGCUUUUCCCUGCAAUGAUGAUUUCGGAUGUUUUCUUCGAAUCACUGGGACGGUGGUCAGAAGAACUGCCCCAAAAAUGUUGGAGUAUGGUAAAGAUUACAUGUGCAGUAAAUGUAAACAUGUAUUUACUGCUUAUGCAGAUUAUGAAAUGAAUUACACAAUGACUGCUCCUUCAGUUUGCAAGAAUCUAGAAAAUUGUGAAGGUACAAAGUUUCUGCCUUUGGAUUCUAACUACUUCCGAGAUUAUCAAGAAAUUAAGCUUCAAGAACAAGUGGCCAAACUUGAUAUGGGAUCUAUGCCAAGGUCUAUGUGGGUUACCCUUGAAGAUGAUCUUGUUGAUGCUUGCAAACCUGGAGAUGAUGUAGUUAUUUGUGGCACUGUUAGGAGGAGAUGGAAAUCAUUGGUUGUUGGUGGACAGACUGAAAUCGAUUUGGUUCUACAAGCUAACCAUCUCGAAGUUUCAAAUGAUCAAAAUAAUGCAGUUCACGUCACUACUGAAAUUAAAGAAGAGUUUAAUAAUUUUUGGAAACAGAAUUCUAGUAAAGUAUUCGAAGCCCGUAACAAGAUUUUAGCAUCUAUUUGCCCAGAGGUAUAUGGCUUAUAUAUUAUAAAAUUAGCUGUUGCAUUAGUAUUGGCUGGUGGAGUUGGCCAAGAAACAGGAUCUGGUGCACGAGUGCGUGGAGAAUCUCACUUGCUUUUAGUCGGCGACCCAGGUACAGCCAAAUCUCAAAUACUAAGGUUCGCUUCUACCCUAAGCCCACGGUCCGUAUUGACAACAGGAAUCGGGUCUACCUCUGCUGGACUAACUGUUUCUGCUUUGAUGGGAGGAGGGGAAUGGCAACUUGAGGCUGGUGCUUUGGUGUUGGCCGACGGAGGCAUAUGUUGUAUUGAUGAAUUUAAUUCCAUAAGGGAACAUGAUAGAGCAAGUAUACAUGAAGCAAUGGAACAACAAACUAUAAGUGUUGCGAAGGCAGGCAUGGUUUGCAAGUUGAGUACGAGGUGCACCAUUUUGGCUGCAACAAAUCCUAAAGGGAAUUACGACCCAUCCCAUCCAAUUACUGUUAAUUGCGCCAUCGCCAGUCCUUUAUUGAGUAGAUUUGAUCUUGUUUUUAUUCUUCUCGACAACAAAAAUCCUCAAUGGGAUAAAUUAAUUUCUUCCUUUAUAUUAGUGGGAAAAAUGUUGCCUGAAUCUGGAUCGAGUUUGUGGAGCCUUGAAAAAUUACAAGCAUAUUACUGCAUUAUUAAAACUAUGCUUCCUAAGCUGACACCCGAAGCAAUGAUAAUUUUGAGAGAAUACUAUCACUUUCAGCGGAGAAAUGAUUCAUUGAAUGUUUCUCAUACGACAGUACGUCUUCUUGAAAGUUUAAUAAGAUUGGCUCAGGCCCAUGCAAGGCUCAUGUACAGAGAUAUGGUUUUAGUCCAAGACGCAAUCAUAAGUGUUUCACUAAUGGAAUGCAGUGCGCAUGGUUCAACAUUCAAUUUAGCUUGUUUUAAUCCUGUUCAGACAAUGUUUCCUUUGAACCCAACUGAAGAAUACAUACAACAAGCCGAAGAAAUCUUGACGAGACUUGGAUUGAACGACAUUUUAGAAAAGGAAGUAGCAUCAUUUAGAUCUGAGAUAACUGCUAAUUCAGAACUUUGUCAAAAUCAAAUAAUAGAAGAAAAUGUAAUACCAGAGCCAUCUGUUUCUGACAUCAACAAAAAAUUGGAUAUAAUAUUAAAUAAUAUAAAACAAUCAAAAGUUAACAAUGAAAAGAUGUUAUGUCGUAAGCAGAUAUCAGUGGAAACAGAGAAAAUAAAAGAACUAGAAAAUUUAAAAUCUAAUAAAAGGAAAAAGAAAAAAAAUAGAGUUAAAGAUCUUCAUUCACCCGAAGUAAACCAGGAUAAAAGCAAUGAAGGUAAAAGAAAACAUAAAAUAAACUGUGAUUUAUUGAAAGUUACAAGUGAUGAAGAGACAAUUUAUGAAAGCGUUUUCAACAAAACUGAUAAAUCAAGUAUUCUAUCUCAACACAUGCUCGAACCAGGGGGUUGUAAAACAUAUCAGUCUAAUACUGUUGAGGAUAAUGAUAAAACUAGGGGGAAAAAUAAGAAAAAUAAAAAAACUGGAGAUAAAAGUGAAGACAACUUCAUAUAUGAAAGCAUUUUUGGUGAAACUGACAAUUCCAAGCAAAGUUCCAAACAGAAUGCUGAAAUAUGCUCUCCUGACUCCAUUAAUGGUAAAACACCACAGAAUAAAAAGAGAAGAUAUAAUUUGACUGACUCUAAUGAAGAAAACUUAGUUUAUGAAAGUGUUUUUAACAAAAAAUAUAUAUCUAAUCACCAUGAAGAAGACAGUAUUGAAGCUAAAAUUCCUGCAACACCUAAUUUAACCAAUGAUGAUGCAUCUGAUAGUGGUAAUAUUUCUGAAAAUGUUUCAAAGUCCAGGUUUAUGGAAUGCAAAAAUAUUCCUAAAAUUUCUCCCAAAACUCAAAACAAAUUAAAAAUGUUUUCUUUUGUGGAGAAGGACGAUAAAACUGUUGGAGCUAUACCGUCUAAUUCUGCAUUGCAAAAAUUCCCUAGUCACAGUAAUGGAACUGAACGUGUUAAUCCAGAAAUUAAUUCACAGAAGAAUUUUUCUCAAACAGUAUUUUCUAUCAUGGACAACUCUGAUGAAGAAUUGGAUACUGAUUUCAAUUUCUAA